Molecule: messenger RNA, 696 nt
Organism: Spodoptera littoralis (African cotton leafworm)
Lineage: Eukaryota; Metazoa; Arthropoda; Insecta; Lepidoptera; Noctuidae
Source: the annotation of a GenBank genome assembly
AUGAAAAUAUUCACCCUCGUACUGGGCGUGAUCAUUAUAGGGGUAGCAGAGAUCUCAGCCGACGAAUCAGAGAGCACCUCCCCCGAUGACGGACCAAUCGCAUCGCAAGAAAAUAAUGUUGAACAGAGACGGGUAGAUGUUCCCGAGGUGGUUUUACAAUUGAAAUAUGAUAAAGGGGAACUGAAUAGGAUAUAUUUGACGCAGUUCCGAAAGGAUUCGAAAGCGUGGGUGCCUUCAGUGUCUGCCCGAAGCAACUUGUGUGCGGACUUGUGCCACGCAGGACUUGGUGGAGAGGCCUGUGGAGUGAGCAUCUGUUCCCAGCUGAUCCCCAUAGGGCUGCAGACGGCUCUAAGAGACGCAAACCGGAGUGACGUCACGUACGGAGUGCCACGAUACAAUGUCUGUCCUGCAUUGUGCCAGAAUCAACUUGGGGCCCCAUUAUGCAACUGUAAACCAACCACGAAGGACCACGACCAUGGUGUUAACUGGAGCGAGGUGUGCGCGGCUUUCUGCUACGACGGGUACACGCUUAGUGGUUGCCCAACCUGCGAAUCAUCAAGCACAGAGGCUACAGUGAGCUUGCAAUCAUCACGGGUCCUUUCGACCUAUGAGGGGUGGGCAGCAUGGUGCAACGUGCAAUGCAGGCAGGGCCAGGGCGGCGCCGCCUGCAACUGCGACCGGACCCCGUUCCAGUAA